Messenger RNA from Thrips palmi, 1429 nucleotides. RefSeq names its product something about silencing protein 10 (gene Sas10). Gene Ontology annotation, cellular component: nucleolus; small-subunit processome. The transcript is spliced from 8 exons. The record is from RefSeq and is a predicted model, not a curated record. NCBI's taxonomy places the organism in Eukaryota, Metazoa, Arthropoda, Insecta, Thysanoptera, Thripidae. Bases 146 to 1369 code for a protein of 407 amino acids. Gene Ontology annotation, biological process: maturation of SSU-rRNA from tricistronic rRNA transcript (SSU-rRNA, 5.8S rRNA, LSU-rRNA).
AAGCACGAUCAAGUUCUUCAAGGAGCAAGCCAAAUAAGAAAAUGGCAGUAAUGGACUUGCCACUUGAUGAUGAGAUGAUGAAGAAGAAGGAGACGAAGAAGCUGAUUACAGUGGACAAGAAGGGGAGGAGGAUGAAGAUGUUGACAUGGAUAGUGAUAUUGAAGGGAAAGAUGAUGAUUUUAACCUACCUGAUCAACGAGCAUGGGGAAAGACUCGAAAAAAUUACUACAACACUGACUAUGUUGAUCAAGAUUAUGGUGGAUUUGAUGGAGAAGAUGCAGAAGUGGCAGAGCUUGAAGAACAAGAGGCACGAGAAAUUCAGAAGCGCUUGGCUGCAGAAUUGGAUGAUAAUGACUUUUCACUAGAUGUCUUCACAAAGACUAAGGAAGAAGAACAGCCAACUAAUAAAACUGCAGAAGAAAUUAUUAAAACUGACCUCAGCCAGUUGAGUUCCAGACAGAAACUGGCCCUUCUUGAAAAAGAGGCUCCAGAGUUAGUUGGAAUCAUUGAAGAAUUCAGAGGUAUUAUGGAGGAGCUUCAAAGUAGACUCCAGCCAGCUUUGGCUUUGGCUCAAAACAAGCAGGUUCCGUCCCCUCAGUUGGGACAGUACAUACGCACAAAAUACCACCUAGUUAACAACUAUGCCAUGAACAUGGGAUUCUACCUAUUAUUAAGAGCUCGGCGCUUACCUGUUGCUGCACAUCCUGUAGUGAAGAGGCUCCUUCAGUAUCGUCAGCUCUUGCAGCAGUUGGAGCCUCUUGAGGAAGUAACAUCAUCUCAAUUAGAUGAUUUACUAAAUGCAGCCAAAAGUGGUUCUUUACCAGAAGUCCGUGAAAUUGGAUUGGACACAAAGAAGAAGAAGCAGCUUCGACUUCUGUCUCUAUCUAAGAUCCCUGAUGUAGAUGACAAAGGCUUGGAUUCCAGUAAACUGGAGGAUACUCCAAGUCCAGAUUCCAAAUCAUCCAAGGCAAUUCGAUCCCUUAAAAAGGAGUCGAAGAAAAUUGAGGACAAGAUGCCAUGGGAAAAUGAUUUUGAAAGUGGUGGAGAUGUGCCCUGGGCUACAGGCAGUGGCAGUGAUGGCGAGGAUGGAAAUGAAAAUAUGGAGGGUGAGACUGAAGAGCUGGAUGUGUCUCAAGAAGAUGCAGAUGGGAAGAGGGCCAUCACAUGGCAAAUGGCAAGCAACAAAGGUCUCAUUCAUCGUCGUAAGAAGAUAGAUCGCAACCCACGGCUCAAGAACAGAAUGAAGUACCGCAAGGCUCAAAUCAGGAUAAAGGGCCAGAUUCGCCAACCUCGAACGGAAGUGCAGCGUUACGGAGGAGAAAUGACUGGCAUCAAGAAGACUGUCAGCAAGAGUAUAAAGCUUAAGUAACAUUUUGAACUAUUGUUAUGUAAAUAGAUUUAUGGCAAUUAAAGAUCAUGUUGAAAAUAA